CAGUUUCAGUAAGGAGGGAUUAUAGGGCGGGACGUGUGCUUGCUUGGCUGCGAGUAAUGAAUGAAGACGUGGUUGCUCCACUUACUGGCAAUACUAGGGAUUAGCAGCGGGAUAAAGAGGCGAAAUAACGGGGGAUACAGAAGUGGGGGAAGCAUCGACUUGUUUAUUUAAAUCUGUAAAGAGAGGCGCUUUUGUUUACUAGGAAUAACAGAUAGCCUGCUAGAUGCAGGUAAACAAUAAUGGUCGAUGAUGUGUUGUUUAGUGUGAUCUGAUGGCGACCGAAUGCACCCAAGAAACGGUUUUAUGUUUUCUAACGGAGAAAGGAGGGAGAGUGAAGAACGCGGAUUUGAUAAACCACUUCCGAUCCUUCCUUUCCACUGACCCCGAGAAGAAAGCCGCUGUUAAAGAGGCGUUUAAGAGCUACGUCGACAGCGUCGCGGUAGUGCAAGUGGAAAAAGGUGAGAAAUACGUCUGUCUGAGGAAAAGAUUCAGAGGGUCGGUGAAACGGGAGAAUGGCCAUCAUGGACCGGACAGCGCCUCCGUCCUGGAAACGAGCCUUAGCGCUGUUGUUACCCAUGACAACCGCAGGGACGACUGCCUCGCGCCUGUCAGACCGGGCGAGUGCCGGAGCCACGCGCUCAGCACCACCAUCCCGUCAGAGAACAAAGAUGCCAAACAAGAAAUACCGCCUGUCUCGGAUUGCGCCGGCGCAGGUGAGCGCACACCUCCGAUUAUUUCGCAAACCAGUCCGGAUGGAUCAGCUUCACGCGCACUCACUUCAACCGCGAACAGAUCUGAGGAUAAAACGGAAAUGGGCAAUCAGAAUGCCGGGAACACUGGCGCUGGGAGCCACAUCAGGUCGGUUGGGAUAUCAGAUAAAACUACGGGAGAAUGUGUUCCAGAGAUCGCCGUGACUGAACCGUCUCACCUACUGCCGAGUGACGUAAGUAAACUCAUCCAUCUUCCAUGCCUACCGACGCACACCGAGGCCCCGAGCGAGGGCAGAGCCGAUCAGAGUCACUCAGAUAUAUUAGAAGGCGAGUCCGCACCGAAAGAACGCGAGGAGGACACGGCAGGAGCAGGGAGUGGAUCAACGCGGCUCGGUCUAGGCUCGUGCGACGGCGGCGCGUUUGAGGGACGGGCGGACUCUGCGAGCAACACGCCCAAAGGGAGUCGAAAGAGUUUUAUCGCGCACCUGAUGAGCAGCUCGCCGCAGGUACGACGCAGCAUGGUGCUCAGGCAGAGCCGACACGCAGCCAAGAACGACGGCGACUCGUCGUCGGUAAACUCCGCGCACGCUGAGGAAGAGAGCGCCGCUGUGACGCUGGACCCGUUGGAGCACGAGUGGAUGAUGUGCGCCUGUGACGGUGAAUGGGAGAGCCUGCGUCGGCUGCUGAACAGCGAGCCCAGCCUCGUUUCCAAGAAGGACUUCGUGACCGGCUUCACGUGCAUUCACUGGGCCGCCAAACUGGGCAAGCACGAGCUGCUCGCGCAAAUUGUGAACUUCGCACGGCAGCGUAGUGUGGCGCUCGACGUGAACGCGCGCUCGAGCGCCGGCUAUACGCCCCUCCACCUGGCCGCCAUGCACAACCACAUCGAGGUGAUCAAACUCCUGGUGGGCGCGUGCGACGCCGACGUGGAGACGCGCGAUUACAGCGGCAAGAAGGCGAGCCAGUAUUUGCGCAGCGACGUCGCGAGAGACGUCCUCGACAUAGCUGGCGCCGACGCUACCUGCUACCCCGAGAGCGAGGAGCUCGCGCUUGGGGACGAGGCUGCACGGUGGAAGCUACCCAGAGUUCUCCAAGCCAACCUGAGGCUGCUGAACCGCAGCGCGAGCGAGGACGACGACUGUGUCGGGGGGCUCGCGAGGGACAGGCCACUUCGACGAAAGUCGUCAUUUAACAAGCUGAAGCCCAGACUGAGCAAGGUCCGAGCGGGGAUCACACCGAUCGUUCACAGCACUUCUCACUUUGAACGGCUCGAGGGAGCCACGGGUCAAGCUUCCGGUUCAUUUAGAACCAGACCCAAGUCAAACCUGUUUGGAUGAUUCUGCAUAUUCGGAAUCUUUUCCACAGAACUUCUUAGCACUGAGGAUGUGGAAAUGACUUCACACUGCCACGGAAAAGCCGGCAUGUCACGUGUGUACGUGAACUCUCCAUUACAACCUUUUCGACGAAUUCAUCCAUCUGUACCAAUUCAAGCUGGGACACGUCAAACACUGGUGAUGUUUCUUUGGAAACACUGACGGAUAUAAUUUUUCAAGACCUUUCCCUGUGAGCUCUUUAGACUGUUCUGAAUCGUCCUAAAUGGCUGUUUUUGGUGUUGUAAACCUAAUAUCAUGCAGAAGUUGGUUCAUUUCUGUGCAUUACAAAGCUAUAGAGCUGCUAACUCUAAACGGUGUAUUAACGAAUUUCUAAUUCUUCUUAACCCAUAAGUGUAGAAAUCUUUCCUUACAGAUUUUAUACAGUUUAUAGACUUGCUUUUUUUAGGUCAUAUUUUUAUGUCGCACCCUUUCCUCUUACCCUAAUCCAGCACUUUCAUAUAGACGUUUUGUGCUGAAUAUAUACUGACAUGGUGCUAUUAUUCUUUAAUCACACAUCAUGACAAAAAAAAGAAAUACUCAUUAAAGAAAUACUCCACUGUAUUUUA
Molecule: messenger RNA, 2649 nt
Organism: Hemibagrus wyckioides
Lineage: Eukaryota; Metazoa; Chordata; Actinopteri; Siluriformes; Bagridae
Product: ankyrin repeat domain-containing protein SOWAHC-like
Exons: 2
Coding region: 272-2047 (591 amino acids)
Molecular function (GO): protein binding
Source: RefSeq, a predicted model, not a curated record